GCAUGUUUAGGAGCAGAGUGCAUGAGGAAAGGUGACCAGAAUCCCAUUAAUGUGGAGGAAUCUCUUCUACAGUGUCGUUUUGCAUUGCUGAGGAAGAUAAAAGCUGGAGAACAUUCAACCAAGUUGUCCUCUUUGGGGCUCUAGACACACUGACAGCCGUUACAUCGACUCCACUCUGAACCAGUUGUACACUUUUCAAGGAGCAGAGUGUGACUCUCAGGUUUCCUGUUGCAGUCGUCGGCCUGCUGUGUUUUCAGCUUCACUCAGAGACUAAAUGGCUUCCAGAUUAGAGGAGGAUCUCUGCUGUCCUGUCUGCCAUGACAUCUUUAAAGAUCCUGUCAUGCUGUCAUGUAGCCACAGCUUCUGUAGAGUCUGUCUGCAGAUCUGGUGGACUGAGAAUCCAAACCGUCAGUGUCCAGUUUGUAAAAGAAGACAUUUAAAGCGUCAAUUACCUCCUAACUUGGUCCUGAAGAAUCUGUGUGAGAGCUUCUUACUGGAUAAACGUCAGAGAUGUUCAGAGUCUCUCUGCAGUCUGCACUCUGAGGAACUCAAACUCUUCUGUCUGGACCAUCAGCAGCCAGUGUGUCUCAUCUGCAGAGAUUCAGAAAAACACUCCAACCACACAUUCAGACCCAUCCAUGAAGCUGCACAACAACACAGGAAGCAACUUCAGCAAACUCUGGAGCCCUUAAAGAACAAAUUAAAGGUUUCUGAACAAGUUAAAGUCAAGUUUGAUCAAACAGCAAAACACAUUCGGGUCCAGACCCGACACACAGAGAGGCAGAUUCAGGAUCAGUUCAAGAAGCUUCACCAGUUUCUAAUGAAGGAAGAGGAGGCCAGGAUGGCUGCACUGAGGGAGGAAGAGGAGCAGAAGACUGGGAUGAUGAAGGAGAAGAUGGAGGCUCUGAGCAGAGAGAUAGCAGAUCUUUCAGACACAGUCAGAGCCACAGAGGAGCAGCUGAGAGCUGAAGACGUCUCAUUCCUGCUCAACUACAAGGCUGCAGUGGAAAGAGUCCAGCGCUGCCCCCUGCUGGAGGAUCCACAGCUGCACUCAGGAGCUCUGAUAGACCAGGCCAAACAUCUGGGCAACCUGAGCUUCAACAUCUGGAACAACAUGAAGGACAUGGUCUCCUACACUCCUCUCAUUCUGGACCCAAACACUGCAAAACCAACCGUUAUCCUGUCUGAAGAUCUGACCAGCGUGAAUUAUGGAAAUUAUCAGCAGCUUCCUGAUAAUCCAGAAAGAUUUAAAAAUGUCUUUUCAGUCCUGAGCUCUGAGGGCUUCAACUCAGGGACUCACUGCUGGGACGUCGAGGUUGGAGACAGUAAUUACUGGGAACUUGGUGUUUUAUCAGAAUCUGUCCAGAGGCAAGGAAACAUCCGAUCUGGAUCGUGGACAAUAUUGUUCUCUUUUGUGAAAUACUCAGCAGUCUCUCCAUCACAUCCAACCACUGAUCUACCAGUGAAGAAGAAACUCCAGAGGAUCAGAGUGAAUCUGGACUGGAACAAAGGAAAACUGUCCUUCUCUGAUCCUGAUACUAACACACACAUUCACACCUUCAUACACACUUUCACUGAGAGGAUGUUUCCAUUUUUUUUCAUUAGUUUAUCUCAUCCACUAAAGAUUCUACCAGUGAAGGUGUGUGUGACUGUAGAACAACACUAACAGAUGAUGAUGAUCUCUGUCACUAACAUGCAAACUCUCCAAAAGCCACAGACAAGGAGAAGAUUCCACAACAGGACUUUGUGAACUCUGAACACAAACACAGAAAACAGCAACAGACUUUGGACUGACAUCAAGAAAACAGUCUUUGUAUCCGUACAUCUUUCUCAGUCAGUGGAUUGUUUGACAUGACUAUGUUGUGAUCAGAAUAAUCAUCAGUUCAUCAUCAGAUUCUGAAGACAAAGAUCAAUAUUACUGUAGAAACAUUGAAUGACUUUGAUCAUCAGAUCAGUUCUGAAUAUGUUCUAUUCAUUUACUGACAAUAAAUUAGCUUUGAUAGUUAACUACAUAUAUUACUGAAUGACAUUUUAAACUGUGAUUUCUGUUUGACUUCAUUUCUUUUUAAAAUUUAGUUUACUUUUUAAAUAUUGGCUCAUAUUGUGCUUUAAGUCGCAUUGUAUUUGCUUUUCUCUUUGCUUUGGAAGUUCGCUGUGAUGAAAAAUGUUGUUUGUGUCUUUUGAUGCGUUUACAAAAUUGUAGUUUCCUUGUUAAAAUUUGCAUUGUAUCAUACAUGAGUUUUAUAUACUUCUGUGUGGAGAAUAAUAGUAAUUGAAUCCUUUCAUAAUUUUUAUUGUCCAGGAAAUUAAUUAUUGUUAUUUCUGCUUUUCUUCAUUCUCAAAUGACAUCAUUUUCAACCUGUAGAAAAGUGACUGCAGCUUCAUCACUGUGGCUGAAAUGUUAUUAAAGCUUGAACAUGACCUGAAUUGAUCUAUGAAGACUUUAUCAAACAUUAAAGCCAAUGUGAUAAC
This is a messenger RNA of Amphiprion ocellaris (clown anemonefish), 2472 nucleotides long. Its product is annotated as nuclear factor 7, brain-like. The record is from RefSeq and is a predicted model, not a curated record. Lineage: Eukaryota; Metazoa; Chordata; Actinopteri; Pomacentridae. Gene Ontology annotation, biological process: protein ubiquitination. Bases 275 to 1666 code for a protein of 463 amino acids. The transcript is spliced from 2 exons. Gene Ontology annotation, molecular function: protein binding; ubiquitin-protein transferase activity; zinc ion binding.